AAAUGUAAUUGGGAUAAAAGUAUAUAACAAAGAAGUUGAAAACCCCCAAAAUUCAAAUUAUAUGCCCUUCCUUCUCAAGUUCUCAUUAUCAGUCAUCACCCUCGACAUUCCUACAAAAUUUGCCAAAAAUCAUUUCAAUACUCAUUUCCGACGAAUCACCCAAUUCCAGAAUUUCCAAGUAAUCACCGAAAAUCCACCCUUUCCAUUAAUUCAGAAGUAUGAGUGAUAUGGUAUCUGGGUCUGAUCCGUCGGGCAGUGGGUUUGAUGCUGCCCGAAUUCAGGAAGUAAAAGCAUGGCUUCUUUCUCAGUUUGAUGGUGUUGGCAAAGAUGUACCCGAAUUUGAAUACACUCCUAGAAGUAUUGCCCAUUUGCAUAAUCUUGCUUCUGUUUCUCAAGCUAAGACCCAAGCUGCUGGCAUUGUUGCCAAUGAUUUUCGACAAAAGGCGGCCGAGUAUCGUUCUCAAGCUGCAAGGAUUAGGGAGUUAUUGGAGAAUGUGGGUUUGGCUCAAGAGAGUUUGCCAUCCAGUGUAGUGGGUUCAGCGCAGGUUUUGGCGAGUGUUGCUAAUUUGUUGAACAUAAGAGACACUGAGUUGAGCAGUUUCCUUGUGUCAAUGGGGGAUGUUUCUCUGAGAAAGUCUGGAGUAGAGGAGAAGAGGGCAAAGGUACAAAAAGAGUCUAAGGUGCUCCUGGAUUAUACUCGGAAGGCUAUAGCAAGGCUAACUUACUUGAAAAGAGUACUUGCGCAGCUGGAAGAUGAAGUUGCUCCUUGUGAGGCUCAGAUUGAAAACUGGAAGACUAACUUGCCACUCCUGGUUUCAAAAGAGCGAGAAUACAAUCAGAGAUAUUCCAAUUACAAGGCGCUACUGAAUCGUGUGGGUUACAGCCCUGACAUCAGCCAUGGGGUACUGGUGGAAAUGGCGGAACACCAGAAAGAGUUGGAGAAGAAAACUAAACCAAUUCUAGAUACAUUGAGAAGUUACCAGGACUUGCCUCCUGAUAAAGCAUUGGCUUCCCUUGCAAUCGAGGACAAGAGAAGACAGUUUGCUGCUGCAGAGAAGUAUCUGGAGGAGGUUUUGCAAUCUGCGCUUGCUACAACAGAUUAAUUGCAUCUCUAGCAUAUAUCGUGUUUUGGCGAGGCUUACUUGGUCAUUGUUGCCAAAAUCUUUGGUGCACCCUGCUGUGAUUUGAUGCAGUACUACCACUGGAAUCUCAAAGUUGAUAUUGGAAAUUUAUUGUUAUUCCUCACAUUUCGUGAGCUCUCGUCUUGUUUAUAGGUUGUGAAAGUGUUACAUUGUUAAUGCAGUGCAAUGUUGGCUGAUUGCAUGAGAACGUUGAUGUGUAAUUGAGUGUUGUGGUGUUUAGUACGUAGAAGUUUGGCAACCCCCAAAACUCAUGAUGUAGGAAAUUAGCCUUAAAAGCUGAAUCUAUUGUAUUUUUAGAAGGCCUUCAAUUCAUAGUAGUUGCUUGUAUGAUAAGAAAGUUAUGGUUUAGUCAACUUUUACUGUAUGUUAAGCUUUGCCCAUGA
This is a messenger RNA of Beta vulgaris subsp. vulgaris (sugar beet), 1525 nucleotides long. RefSeq names its product AUGMIN subunit 1. The record is from RefSeq and is a predicted model, not a curated record. Bases 219 to 1103 code for a protein of 294 amino acids. Gene Ontology annotation, biological process: spindle assembly. NCBI's taxonomy places the organism in Eukaryota, Viridiplantae, Streptophyta, Magnoliopsida, Caryophyllales, Amaranthaceae. Gene Ontology annotation, cellular component: HAUS complex; cytosol. The transcript has 7 exons.